CUUCAAGUACCGAUUUUUGCCAAAAUAUUUCAGAGAUAUCAAUUUUUUAAAUGGCUGCUACGGGGAGUUUUCUAAGAAAUUAAAUCCUGAUUAAAAUGAAUGCUCCUCCAAACUAACAGGAACAAAAUUCCACACAUUUCUACAUUUUUUUAUUUUCCUCCUUUUCAUUAACUAUGAAAACAUGUAUCUUUAAAAUCCCCCACCACCUUUAAAUACACAUAUUACUACAGUACCACAAGCGGUAGAAUGACCCUCAUACGGACAUUUGUGUCAUGUAUUUAAAUACGGAAAACACCCUUUAUCACAGAACCAAAUACACAAAACUGGUUUGCAACAGUACUCUUUUUAACCGUCUUUACUUAGGAAAUUGAAGGAGAAUUACUCCUCCUGUCUUUUCUUCACUAAACUGUUGUUUUGUGUGAAAAUACAACAAAUGGCCCAGCAGGACGGAGAGUAAGUAAAUAGGACAACAACAGAUGUAGCUGUGAGCAAACUGAACUAAAAUACUUAACUUAUUGUGAGUGAGCUUUUGUGUUUUAAUCAGAUGACCCAUUCUGUGUCUGUUCACCUGGGGAAUGUAGAUCAAAUCAUCAGACGGGACAGGAACACUCAUUCUCAGCAUUCCUCUACUCACGGAAACAUGUUGGUUUGUUGAAAUGUAAAAAAAAAAAAAAAAUCAGCAUUUAGUGUUUCAAAUUCAUUUUUACAGUUCCUCUUUUUACACAUAUCUUACUAUGCCAUGUAUCCUCAGGUAAAUUAUUAGACACGCAAAUUCAGGCCCUACAUGGUGGCUCUGAGACUUGUUGCUUUGUCUUGCAUGUGAUUCUAUCUAUCAAUACUUCUUUGUUUUUAGUCUGUCUACAGCACCUCAAUAUCUGGAUGGCCCACUACAACUGAAUUUGUUUGAAAUGUUCCUUUUCAACUUCUAUUCAUAAACUGUAUCCAUGUUUCCUCUCUUUGUGUCUCAGGGUUUUUAUAGGUGUGAGGACAAAUCCAGCAGGUAUGAGUCACUCUUUUUCCAGUAUUCAGUGACAAGAAGGAGCGGGUAUCAACAUGCAGCUUUGAGCUGUGACAGCACAGAUGCUGCUGAGAGAGGCGGGGUGAGGGAACGGAGGCGGAUCAGAGAGAUGUUUUGAAUUCUAUGCAGCCAGUUUACUUCAGCUAAUGGCCGUGUGGGCUGUCUAAACUGCUGCUCCUUUUCCCCUCGAAGCAGAGCUGUGAGGAUGAAUCUAUACAGGAGUUUUGGGAACCUUAUGGAGGCUUGGGUGACUGAAGGAGCGCAGAGUUUGGACUCAGAAUGGCUUGGAAUUAACGACGAAGAUGGUGCUUCACCUUCCUCAAACCUGCGCUCAGAAUCGGUAGACUCUGGAGUGGAGACAGCUAGCUCAGAGACAUCUUUUCCUUCAACAUCCCGCUCCCUCUCGAUGGAUAUCGCAGAAACAGAUGCAUCAACGUCUCAGUCUCCUGUGCUCUCCUCUCCUGGGCUCUCCUCUUCCUCCUCUCCUUCACCUCACCUCCAUGCCAGCAGGGUUCAGGACACCUUUCCUGAACAAUUAGAGCAAACAUCACAAAAGACCGACUCUAAAUGUCUCAAGACAAGCUCUGGACUCCUUACAGUGGAGGAGGUGCUCAGGCGGCGACCGAAACGGCACACAUCGGAGUUAGUGAGAGGUCAAAGGUCAGAGAGUUUUGGCCCGAAGAGGACGGUCAACCCAUCGGCUCCCACAAGACAGAUGUCGGAUGUUUGCAAACGACCGGUGUCAAUGAAUUAUGACACAAGGCAAGCUCAGACAAGAUCAGAGGUGAGAGAGUGUUCCUGUCACACUUAAAACCUUGUUCAAAUAUUUAGAGCUUCAUCAGACAAAAUACAAACAUUUGUGUCUGACCUCUGUUUGUGCGUAACUGGGAUCACGUACAGGGUUACAUAAACUCAGCAGAAACAUGUGUGGUCUUGCACAGCACGCAGCUCAUGAAUGUAAAAGGAAAGUUUGACAGAAAGUCCCACGGGCGUAACAAGGCCUCUACUUUUACUGUAGUUAAAAAGAGUUGCAACACAAGUUGCUCUCCCAUUUUAAGUAGGACAGGCUCGUCAUUACUCAUACAGUAUCUCUUUCAUGCUCACUACCCGUCACGAGUCAGUCUGCGGUGUGAGGGAUUGUAAACCAGUCUGCCCAGGUGACUUAACGCCCACAGGUAUGACAGGAAUGGAUGGAGAUGUGUGGGGGAGGUUGAGCGGUCUGCAGGGCUUUGGAUAAAAGAGGCAGACACAUUGUUGAGAGGAUCUACAGGGAAAAAUUUGAACUAGGACUAAAUUUGAAAUUUUGUCUUUAGCGACUAUAGUAAAUCACGCUGGAGACAUUUCUCCUGAUGUUUGUUUUGUCCUUGUUUGCUUUGCUCGGGCUACACUGUCAGCUCACAUAGCUUUUGGAUUAAUUGUACCAUUAUACUAAUACUUGGGUGUGUGUGUCUUUUACUUUGAAUAAGUCCAGGGUUUGAAAGGGUUCACCGGAAGGCAACACUAAAUCCCAAUGACAAGUUAAUACGCUAUAAUUACUCAGGCGUCUUAUUUCUUAUCAUCACAUGUUAUUGUACUUUAAAUAUGUCACCAACAUCUUCAGACAGGUGAGCUCAUCUUGAUCAGUUCACCUACUGGAUGUAACCCAUAUCCUUAUAUUAGAUAUAUUAGAUUGCAUUAUUAAAUGUGUUCAUAAUAUUUAGAUAAAACUAUUUUCACAUAAUGAGUAGUUGCACAGUUGAUAAAGACACACAUUGGCUUGAAAGUAUGUAAGUCUUUAUAAAGCUCUCAGUAUUUCCUUAUUCCACAUGAACAAAAGAUGAAAGUAAGGAAUUUACCUCAUGUGACUCCCUAAUUACUGCUAAUUGACGGUGAGUUUGGUGGCCAGCUGUCUUUUACGGUGGCCGAGAACCACCACUACUGCAAAUAAAAUUGAAGGCAAAAAAAGAAGUCACAACGGAAGUCACCGAUGCAAAAAAAAAAAAAAGGAACUGAAGCCUGCUGCAAAUAAAAAAAAGAAAAAGUGCAGAUUAAAAAGCCACAACAGAAAGUAAUUACGCAAAAAAAUGGCGGUGCAAAAAAAAAAAAAAAUACUUACUGUGAAAAUAAAAGGAUGCAAGUUUAAAAAGCCACAACAGAAGUGAGCUGCCGGGAACCAAUAAUGAUGAUGCACCAGUGUUUUAUGAUCUAGGCACAGAAGAAGGCGGCGAGAAUACGAGCAAAGAAUCGAGUGGAGAGUUUAUUGUUUAAUUUCGCUUUGUAUACUUUCCAAUGUGUCAUUUGGUUAGGCCAUGUUGCGCCUGAGUUAAUAUGAAGUUGAACUGGAGGAUGCUGGUGUAGUGUUAGCUUCAGUUCAACUUCAUAUCGAAUCAGGCGCAACAUGGCCUAACCAAAUGACACAUUAAAAAGUAUACAAAGCGAAAUUAAACAAUAACCUUUCCACUAACUUUUUUGCUCGCCUUCUCGCCGUCGUCAUGCAAACUGUAAAAGCCCCUGCUAGGGUUCGAAUCAGGAAGUGUCUUUCUGUUAGACAUCAGCGCUGAAGAUUUAUCAGUCUCUUCCUGAUGUCUUGCAUAGCAGCUAUGAGGAAAAUCUUUGGGCUUUUCAGUGGCUUCAACUUAAACAAGAAUUUCUGUAUUGAAUCCUACGAGGAAACUCUUUUCUCACCUAUCAUUGUUUGCAGGAUGUGGGUGAUGAGAAAAAGACAGAGCUGAGUCCUGGUCUUUGCUACCUGGAGCAGGUGUGCCAAAUGUUGGAGGAAAUUGCCAGACAGCAGAUGCAGAGCCGAGCGUUACAGACGGAGAUGGAGGCCCUGCAGGAGCAUGAAGACAUAGAGGAGAGCCAGGUGAACACAUUCAUGUAACACACUUGCACAAAGCAGUAAAAAAAGUUACCACACUUUCAAUUUUGCUCAGGGUUCAAAAUCAGUGAACAGACAAGAUGUUUUUAAACAGCCAGAGGGUUCAUUUGAAUUACAUGACAUUAUCUUGCUUGUCACUUGGCUCACUUUCAGGCUCUUGACACCUGUCAGAGGGACUCCAAAGCUGCUGAAGAAGAGAUCUUAUGUAAUCAAAGGGUUGAAAAAACAAACAGUUUGAGACCCCAGCAAAGGAAAGACAACCCUUACAGACAUUUCCGUCAAAGAUCAGCCUCGGAUACAAAUAUUGCUUUGCUGCAUUUUAGUGAGUCAUUAUCCGUUUUCAUUUUUUUAGUUCAUGAUUUGUGUAGCGUAUAUAUCUUUUAAUGAAAAUGCAUUGCCACAGAAGUUAAAUAUGUGUGUGUUUGAUGUGGACAGGAAUGUUGAACACGGACUGCAGAGGGCAGCACCUGUGUACAGAUAGCUUGGAGGAAGAGGGGGAGGAAGAGGAAGUCCAUAAAAAGCAGGUAGAAUACAAUCAAAUACAGCAAAUUAUGUGUGUUGAAACUGUAGUACUGAUAUGAAAAAUUAAGGUUAUAAACUUUACAUCAAUUCUGCAGCAGCAAAAAUGAAGUGUAUUUUAUUGAAGGGCUAUGACUUUAAUGUUUCUCAUUAUCUUUAUUCAACACUGACAAGUUUUCAACUGUUAUUUCAGGAGUCAAAAAAGGAGCAGUCCAAUGUUACUCACAAGAACUGGAAGUUAAAAAUUGGGUCUCUGAGAAGAGAGGAGUCUGCUGUGAGAGAUACCAGAGGGUGAGAUGUUAUAUUUAUAACCAUAAGCUCAAAGGGGGCAGUAAUAUCAAGCUCCUGUGAAGCAUGAUGCUCUGAGGAAAUGUGUGUGCUGCUUCAACAUGGCAGCCGGCCACACUGGCGCGGUGGUCCAGAACUAAUGCACAGAAGAUGCAGAGGCUUUGCUCGGAGUUCAUUUUAAGUCAGCGCUUCUGUUUCUCUUGAACAUUUUGCCCCCUUUUUCGCCACACUUAGCACACAUACAGCUUCUAGCGUUGUCUUACCUCAGCUCUAAGUGAUGAAUUUUUUAUCUGCACAGCCAACAGAUGCAGCCAUCUGAGAGAAUCUCGGCCCGGCGACGGUUGAGCCAGCUGUUCAGGAGGGGCCGGAAAACUCUGCCUGCAUAAAUGGAGCACAGUGGGUCUGCCUGAACAUCUGAGUAGCUGCUCUGAGGGGGGGAAAGCUCGACUUGAAAAGUCUGAGCCUUGUCUGCUUUAAGCUGACUUAUCAUUCGGCCCUGUAAUGUGUCAUCUCUAUUUAUUGUCAGCUGUUUACUUGCCUUCUGUAUUUAUAAUGAUCAAAGCAGCAUUUUUAAGUACUCUGUAGCGUAUUUCAUUAUAAAUGGAAGCUGUUGUAAUGUAAAUUUAACAGAGUAUUUGAAACUGUAAAUAAUUUUUAUUGGUAUGAUAUUGCAAUACAAAAAAACAAACAUCUUUCAUAACCAUUAUACACUUUCAUGUCUUUACAUUAAAAAACCUGAUAGAACAGCACUGCAUUAGCUUGUUUUUUAAAAACACAGUUACACAGCUCUUUGUUAAAUAUUAAAAUUCACUUGAGGAUGAACAAAGUUUUUUAGUGGAUGUUUAUUUGAUUAUUUUGCAGUAUUAUAAAUUAUUUAGCCAAUCCAACAUCAUAAAUUUCCUCC
Molecule: messenger RNA, 5586 nt
Organism: Xyrichtys novacula (pearly razorfish)
Lineage: Eukaryota; Metazoa; Chordata; Actinopteri; Labriformes; Labridae
Source: the annotation of a GenBank genome assembly